Vitrella brassicaformis is the source of this 2148-nucleotide messenger RNA. Lineage: Eukaryota; Vitrellaceae. The record is from the annotation of a GenBank genome assembly.
GCAUGUUUCAGCGACUCGCCAUGAUGCUGUCGGCCUCUGGAGUCUCGAGGAGGCGAAGAAGCAGCGACCGCCAGGGCGGAUCUGCCCCGGGAGCUGCUGCGUCAUCUGCCGACUCAUCUGAGUCAGUCGCCCCAUGUGAGCCGCAGCUGCAGAGCCUCACAUGCGGCCGAGAGGAGGGAGAUCUGGUGCUGAAGGAGGCUGCGGGAUGCAUCGGCGACCUGAGGGAGAUGGCCAAGACGGCGACAAGAGAAGCGAUGGGCGAGAUGGAACAGCUGGCGGAGGAGAUCAAGCAGCUGUUCGUCGCAAAUGGCGGCAGUCUGCAGCCGCGGCAGACAGAGGACCGCCUUCGGCUCAAUGUGGGCGGCACUGUUAUGUCUAUCCCCGUGUCGGCGCUUCUCCAUCCCAAGAUGAAGCAGACGUACCUCUCGACUUUGCUGUUGCACUUCAGCGACCAGCUGCCCAAGGACGCCAAUCAGCUGCCAUUCCUCGAGAUGCACCCGGCCUACUUCCGCUGGCUGCGUGACCAGCUGGCACUGCUCGAGAGCCCCCACCUCGACGAGAUCAGCCUGCACUCACCGGAGGCCGACGAUCCCUCUUAUGCCGAGUACCACUCGCUGUUCAUGCGGACGCUGGGCGGUGCCAUCGAGAUUGGGAAUCAGCCACAGUCAACUGGCACGGCGGCAGAGGGCGGCGGGGAGGGCGGCGCGAAGAGAGGCUUUCGGCAGAUGGAGCAGUGCAUGCGGCGCUACGAGGGCCUGCUCGAGGGGCUUCGCAAGCAGAAGGAGAAGAUGGAGGCCUUCUUGGUGGCCAUGCGGCCGUUCGUCAAGGGGGACAGCAGCGAUGAGGACACCGAAGUGAUGACACUGAGUGUGUCUGAUGAGGAUGUGUCGGUCCUCCGCCGCACCAUCGCCCUCUGCGGGCCAGACCAUGUGCUUGUGAAGCGGUUUGACCGGUGCGAGAGCGAUAGAGCAGCACAGAGGACGAUGACACAUGACCUUGUUCGUCUGUGUGGGUUUCAGGACUCAGUGGCCCGACCAGGAGGUGCGCCAGACGUCCCUCAGGUUCCUGCAGCUCGUCGUCGACUUCGGCCGCCGUUUGUCGGUCAUGCCCGCCGGCCGCUUUGUCCAUCCGCCGGUGGUGGCGGCGCACGAGAAGGAGAUGUUCGCCGUCGAGCUGGGAAUGUACGGCCUCAACACAAUGCCGCCUGUGGGUGAGGCGGCGGGGGCGUCCGCUGUGAUCAAGACGGCCGACGAGUGGCUGGCGGUGAUGGCGAUGACAGACAAGAAGAUCGCUGUAGCGCCAUCACUGCUGUACAAGUGAGAUGCAGCACUCACACGCCAGAGGCAGCUGACAGGCCGAGACCACACUGUCCUUCUGUGUGUCAAUCAGGUCGAGUCGUGACACAUUCGCGUAUCCGUCCUUCCUCAACAAGGUGACCGGUAAGAGCGGUCUGCUGUUGGCCCUCCGAGACGGCGACACACACCGAUUCGGCUGCUUCAUCGACGGCCAGAUUAGACCGCCAGACGACUUCAGACAGGCCAACUACUACGAUGUGCCCGUCUUCUUCUAUUCGCUGUCGGGUGCGUACGAGACGCCCACCAAGAUCGAGGUGCCCGAGGAGAAGCAGCAGAUGGAGGUGGCUGGCACACAGGGGGUGGCGAAGGCCAACAAUAUGGACUGGAGUGCCAAUGUGUGCAUCGCUGGCGGCCAGCUGUGGCUGGGGUGGGCUCAGCCUGGUCCUGCGGCCGACCUUAGCCGCUGCCAGCAGUGGACCGCGAAGAAGGGGGUGCCCGACGGCUACAAGGGGACGACGGUCAAUGAGGAGGGCGCCGGCACACUGGCCAGCAGGCUCAACUUCACGUGCAGCGAGAUGGAGGUGUGGCAGGUGGGUGUGAGCGACGAAAAGGGAGCACAUAUGGGUGGCUGGCUGCUCGUGGCCAACACUGCUGUGUCUGUCUGUGUGCCGCAGAUGGGGAGCGGCUGAACCGAUCCGACGGCACCCACACCGACAGGCGGCAGAGGCUGGUGAGACCACACUACACACACACAUUUCUCAGCCGAGAAAGUCGAACACACUGCUGGCCCUGUUGUUGUCGCUCUCUGAGUUUUAGUGGUCAUUUUGCAAUGUGUGUGUGAGUGUGAUUUGGG